Micropterus dolomieu (smallmouth bass) is the source of this 1662-nucleotide messenger RNA. Its product is annotated as butyrophilin subfamily 2 member A2-like. The record is from RefSeq and is a predicted model, not a curated record. The transcript is spliced from 9 exons. The coding region runs from base 706 to 1239 and encodes 177 amino acids. NCBI's taxonomy places the organism in Eukaryota, Metazoa, Chordata, Actinopteri, Centrarchiformes, Centrarchidae.
AGUUACAAAGGUUAUUCUCCCAUUCAGCACCACGUAUCUGUCUGAGACCGUCUUCAGCGCCUUGUAACCAUAAACACAAAGGCCCGUAACAGGCUGAGGAGGACUUUAGGCUGAGGAGGACUUUAGGCUGGCUGUCACUAGCAUCAUACCUGAAAUUCCAUUUCUCCCUCAGGUAUGCUUUGAUUCAAGUAAAACAGGCUGGGGAUGUUAAAAUAUUUCCUGGUUACCAGUCACGGGAUCCCACGCCCAGCCCAUCUCUCCCAUAUUCAACUACAAAUACCACCACGUUAGUUCAGCCACGCCAAAGAUUUAGGACCAAUACACCUGAAGUAUCGGAUUCUGCUCUAAUAACGUAGGACGAUUAACGCAGCGAGUUUCGUGUGUAUGCAGUUAUACCGUCAGUGGGCACUGCUCCGUGGGAAUAACGUUAACACUUCAUAUAAAAAACUGGCUGCUUGGAAAAAAAAUAAGAGAGGAAGCUGGUUCUACAGAGUCCGUGCUGCCCCGUCUGCCACCUCAUUCUCUUCCACCCCAACAUGUGCAGGCACACAAAGAAACUCCACUGACCCUCCAGCCAAAUCGACUCUAUGCAACAGAACCAUCAGCUCUGCAAACAGUUUCAGGGUCCGACUCCUCCCUUCGUGCUCGCAGGCUGCCUGCUGGUGAAAGAGGCGGAGGCAGCGGAGCAGCAGCAGCAGCAUCAUCAUGGAGAUCUUCAGCAUCAUGGAGAUCUUUGUGCUCCUGUUGGUCCUUCUGUCUGCACCAGUUUCAGACACAUGGGCAAAGUCAAGAGGGAAUAAUGAAAAGUUAAUUUGCGACCCGAAGCACGAAGCAGCAGUCGGAGACAAUGUGACUUUGGACUUCCACCUUAAACCCGAGCGUGAUGUGACGAGGGAACUAGUCGAGUGGAGAUUCAGAAGCUCUGCUCUUGUCCUCGUUUACAGAAGCCAAGAUUUUUCUCCCAACAAUCAGGAAAAACAGUUCAGUGGCAGAGCGUCUCUUGACGACAGCGGCGAUCUAUCCAAAGGAAAACUUCCAGUAAAGAUUUUAUCGGUUAGCAAAGAAGAUGCUGGAAUAUACAGCUGUUCUAUUGGAAAGAGAGAAGACAAAGUUUCCAACAGUAUGGAGCUCAUUAUUUCUGAUGCAGAUCGGCAAGUCAAGAACAAAUCCCAGAAACUAAACGUCACUUCUUUUGGAGUGGGAUUGGUUACAUCUACAUUCCUGUAUUCACUUUGGUAGUGAGGAAAAGACCGAGAAGGCUGCACUGCGACCAGAGGAAGCUGAUCACUGAGUCUGAAAGGGUGUGCAGAACUUCACCUGCCUUCCAGCUUCUCUUUCUGUGGAGCUGCUAAAAACUCUCAUCUACUGUUAUGUGUCAAAACAAAACUCUUCCAAAACAAAUCUGUGGAGUUGUAAAAUUUCCUUUGCUAUUUUCCCCAGUGUAAAAUACUUGUUAGUUAAGUAAAUAUUUUAAUGCAGCUAUGUAGGCCUACUAAUGUGUGAAACCUGGUGAGCAUUAAUGAGAGUUAAUCCACCGGGGGGCUGUAACAAAGAGAGGCUAUUAAAGCAAAGUGUUUAAAUCUUUACACAUUUGAACUGUUUUAGGAACUUUACUAUUCUUCAUUCAAUCUAAUGUUUGAUUUCUGUUUUAAAAUGUAUCUG